GAUCAAAAAGAGGAAAAGUGGAAUUAGUGGAUCCGUAUAAAAACCUGAAACGAGAGUCCAGUCUAGUAUUUAUGUGUACGAAGUCAAGCGUUCAUUAAAUUUAUAUGACGUAAUUUUCUUUUCAUCGCAUUGCUAAAUAGCCUUGUUUGCUAGUUGACUCUCACAGUGUGUUUGUGUUUACUACACUAUAAUCGCUUCCUUCGCCGAGUUAAACCUUAUUGCUGACAAUAAUAAUCCCAUUGCAAACACAUGCAUAUCCCUUUAUUUCAUGUUUCUGGAGCUUGAGUGGAAGGUUUUAUAGAGGUUUGAACAUCUCCAACAGCCGUUAGACGCUAAUGGCAUUAAAUAUAUCUUGUGAUUCUCCCUGACUCUGGUGUAUAUAGGACUUGGAUCAUUCAUGCUUUUUCGCCCAGAAUUUGCGAGACGAAUUUUCCGAAUAACGUAUAAAGAGCUAGUUGCGUGCGCUGCUCCAUUCGGGAAAAUCGUGGGCACCGUUUUUUGUGAGAGUUUCACAUAGUAGCAGAAAAACAUUUGGAUUUUACUUCUAUUGACAAGGUUGAGCGAAUUCCAACCAACACAGCAUUUCGCACUUGUGACUCGUCGUCUGCAAAUACUUAUAGCCCACCUACCUACAUACGCACUAACAAACAAACAAAAAUAAAUUGUUACUUUUACAUCAUUUUCACAAAACCGUUGUUAAACAUGUCAAAAUUAACUGGGCUACUUCUGAUUAUUGGCGUGAUUGGCUUGUCAAGCGGUUUGCCAGCCAGUACUAAACAGGUCAAAGCCACACUCUUUGCUAGGAAUAUAGACCCAACGGAACUGCCGACAGGGUCAAAUGGAACUGGUAAAAGUCCGGUUCACGUGGUUUUGAAUGUCCAAGUGAAGACUUUACUGGCUGCAGAUUCUAAAUCUAGGAGCCUCAAGUUGCAAAUGCUGGUAAAAAUGCGAUGGACUGAUCGACGGUUGGUGUACACCCCUUUUCCUCCUGACACUUCCCCGGACAACGUUACAUUGGAUUCCUCAGCAUUGGAAAAGUUUUGGGUACCCAUGAUUUACUAUGUUAAUGGACUUGAGAAAGAAACGGACAAAGCCAACCAGUUUAUCCGUGUAUUUGUCAAGACCGGAGAAGUUGAAUACAGUUCCCUCGUGACCAUCACCACUAGUUGUCCCAUGAACCUGCGCUAUUUUCCCCAUGAUACUCAAACAUGCUUGGUUCAAUUGUCAAGCUAUGGGAACUCAGUGUCGGACAUGGUUUUCGAAUGGAACAAGAAAUCUGCUGCCAGCGUGCUCCCAAAUGUUGCACUGCCUGACUACAGCCUACAGGAUUACACAACUCGUAAUUGCGACGCUGUAACUAACACGGGAGUUUACAGUUGCCUACAGUUAGAGUUGAAGCUGAAACGAGAGGGAGGCUUCUACUGCAUGCACGUGUAUAUUCCAUGUACAAUGUUGAUAUUGGUUUCCUGGUUAUCAUACUUCUUGCAUCCUACAAAAUCGGCGACUGCGAGACUUAUCGUCGUCAUUGCCGCCUUGGCUUUGGCUGUGGUGGGGAUCAGCAAUUUCAAUCUUCAAGCCCCCCGAACAGGAUACACCAAGUCGAUUGACGUUUGGACUGGAAUUUCGCUAACUUUCAUCUUAAUUGCUUUGGUUGAAUUUGUGGCUGUGAAUUACAUGAACCAAUAUCCAUGUCCACGUUCAAAGUAUUGCAAGAAACAACCCCCACCAUCGGAUGGAGUGGAUAAUGCGGAACAACAAACGCCAUUAAAUCCCAAUGGAGAAGGGAAAUCACCUCAGCAAUGUAAAAUGUUUGAAGAUUCUGAGGAUGGAAACACUUGUGGAGCAAAACUUGACGUCAUUUUUAGAAUUUCAAUUCCUGGUCUGUUUCUUGUCUUUGCCAUUUUGUAUUGGAUACUCUUUGUCUAAUUUGAUGCAUUCAUCUUAUGGUACAUAAUAUGCCGAAAAAUGUAUGUACACAGUACAUAUGUUCAUAUAUAGCUUAGUGAAUUAGUGCAAAAUUUGGUCCAUUUUACGACUUAUUUACAUGUAUUGCCUAACGCUGAUUGAAUUCAUUGAUUGGUUAAGGUAAUUUGAAUAUUCAGCUUCAUCGUAGUGACAGCACAAUGAUCUCUAAAAGUUAUUCGGUCUUAUUUUUGUUGGACGCUGAGUCAGGGAAGUUUGACGAUUAUACAGAAGUACAAUUUUAUUGUGCUUCGGGACCCUGUGGGUCCGUUACGUUUAUAGUGGAACGAUUUUCUUUAAACGAAGUUUUAAAUUAUUUUAUGCAGCAUCCUAUUGUUAAACCGCGGGACACAAUAUUGCAGCCUUGACAUGUUCAAAUCCGUGCGUUCAAAUUUCUGAAGCCUUUAAACUUCGUGUGUCAUACUUUACACACAAAGUUGGAAUUAGUUCAAAAUUCGCCUAAGACUACAAAAGCUGUCAGUCUAAUUCUGACGUACAGAUAUUUUAAAGCCAGAUGCUACAAAAUGUCGAAUCUCUAUUGUACAUGCUAUUUUUGAUGUUUAAUAAACUUGAGUUGUUCCAUAAAAAA
Messenger RNA from Folsomia candida, 2551 nucleotides. RefSeq names its product glutamate-gated chloride channel. Gene Ontology annotation, cellular component: neuron projection; membrane; synapse. The record is from RefSeq and is a predicted model, not a curated record. The transcript is spliced from 8 exons. The coding region runs from base 703 to 1926 and encodes 407 amino acids. Gene Ontology annotation, molecular function: neurotransmitter receptor activity; extracellular ligand-gated monoatomic ion channel activity; chloride channel activity. Gene Ontology annotation, biological process: chemical synaptic transmission; chloride transmembrane transport; signal transduction. Lineage: Eukaryota; Metazoa; Arthropoda; Collembola; Entomobryomorpha; Isotomidae.